AUGAUCUGGACUCUGCUGCUCUCUUGCUGCGCCACUUUCGUGCUGGGCAACGGGACGCGGGACGCGGAGCGUGUGCCUUUCUUCCACGGCCACGUGUUUGAGAACUCGCCGGUGGGCUCGCGCGUGAACGGGCUCAGCAUCCCCGCGCGGCGCGUGGGCGCGGAGCCCGGCGCGCGCCUGCGGCUCCUGGGCGACGGUAGCGAGGCGUUCCGCGCGUUUGCGCACCACAAGCACGGCCACGUGCUGCUGAAGACCGCCGCCGUGCUGGACCGCGAGCGGCGCUCUGGAUACGUGCUGGGGCUCGCGCCGUGCCGUCGUGCCGCCACUGCCUCUGCGGUGGCGUCGGUGCGCGUGGACGUGCUGGACACCAACGACCACGAGCCGACUUUCCGGCACGCGGGCAUCACGCUCGCGCUGGACGACGCGACGGCGCUGCGCUCCGUGGUGCACCGCGUGGCCGCCGAGGACACGGACAGCGGCAAGAACGCGGAGCUCACGUACUUCGCGCUCCCGCGCAACGGCAGCUUCUACGUGGUGCCCAAAACAGGCGACGUGCUGCUCGUGGACUCCAUCCUGGGGCUCGCCACGCCGGUGCGCUUCACUGUGUUCGCGCGCGACCGUGGCUGGCCCUCGCGCACCAGCCCCGGCGUGGAGAUCGAGGUCCGGCCGCGCCAGGCCAGACCGUCGGUCCCCGUGUCCGCGCCCCAGGCUCAGCGCCGCGGGGGCGCGCUGCCGCGGAAAUCUCGCCGCUCCGUGCACGAGCCAGAGCAGCCCUCGCUGGUCAGCGUGUCCGAGGACGCGGCCGUGGGCUCGGUCAUCAUGAGCAUGAGUCCCGCGCGCUUUCAGGCGGCCACUUUCGAGCUGCUCCAGCCCGAGGAUGAGAAGGACCCUCCGGUGGCCGUGAACCGGGACAGCGGCGAGCUAAUCAUCUCUCGGAGUCUGGACCGCGAGAGCGAGCCGCUGGUGGAGGUGACCGUCAGAGUGCAGGACAAGAGAGGUCCAGACUGGUACAUAGUGAGAGUGGAGCUGACCGUCUUGGACGUCAAUGAUAAUGCACCAGAAUGGACUAUGGUGCCCUUCCCUUACCUGGCCGUGGUGUCCCCUAAUGCUCCUCCAGGCUCACUCGUCUACAAACUUCAAGCCAGAGAUGGAGAUGAGGGCAUUAAUGGAGAGGUGGAAUACUUUCUGUCUGAUGGAGGAGAUGGGCGGUUUGACGUGGACAGGAAGACUGGUCAUGUGCGAACCACAGGCCUGCCUCUGCAGAGGGACAGAGAAUAUUUGCUGACUGUUGUGGCUGCUGACCGCCUGGGUAGCCGCAGCCCUCCUGCUAUAGUGUCUGUGGUGGCAGGACCCAGAGCUCCACAGUUCACCAACGCCUCUUACACAAUAUCCAUACCAGAAAACACACCAGAGGGACAACCCUUCCUGGUCACUCCGGCUCUGUCCUUCCAGAAGCAGCCGAUCAGCUACAGCUUGCUGAUCAACCCCAGCAGCCUGUUCAGCAUCCAGCAGGAGACCGGUGAGAUCAGCCUCACGCGCAGCAUCGACUACGAGACCGACCAGCACCGUUACCUGCUGCUGGUGAGGGCCAGUGAGAACAAGGACAGCCUCAGCAGCGCCGCAGAGGUGCGGGUCAUCAUUACAGAUGAGAAUGAUUGUGUCCCAGAGUUCCUGCAGUCCAUUUAUAGCAAAGAUGGCGUCCCUGAGACAGUAACUACAGCAACAUCUCUCCUUCAAGUGUCAGCCAGUGACUGUGACUCGGAGCAGAAUGCUGAUCUCACCUACUACACCCUGAGUUCUGACUUCAUCAUCUCCCCACAUGGCACCAUCUUCCCUGCUGGCCCACUGGACUAUGAGCGGCCCAACCACCUGUAUGAGUUUGUGGUGAUGGCUGUGGAUAAGGGUGAGGUGCCUCGGACAGGAACGGCCACAGUACGCCUGCGGAUGGCCAACGUCAACGAUGAGCCGCCUGAAUUCUCCCAGCCAGUAUAUCGCACUUUCGUCUCGGAAGAUGCCGGACCAAAUACCUUGGUUGCUACGGUGCUGGCCAAAGACCCGGAUGGUGAUGGGAUCACAUACAAGAUCUCAUCAGGAAAUGAAGAAGGCAACUUUGUCAUUGACAGUCAGAAAGGCCUGAUCCGCCUUCGCUCCAGCCCCCCUCCCAAACUGCAAGGGGUGGAGUACAUUUUGAACGUUACGGCUACAGAUGACAAUGCCUCCGGCGGACCCCAGUCUCUUUCGGCCACAGCCCAGGUCAUUGUUGGAGUGGACGAUGUCAACAACAACAAGCCUGUCUUUGAGAAGUGUCAGCAGUAUAAAGAAAGGGCAUCCGUUCCGGAGAAUAAGCCGGCAGGGACGUUCGUGCUGCAGGUGCACGCUGUAGACGCAGAUGAUGGAGCCAAUGGGAAAGUGACAUACGGCUUCAUGCACAAAGACAGCACGGUCCCUGCCUUCAACAUUGAUCCUGAAACAGGUGUGAUUGUGACUGCAAGGAAGUUUGACCGCGAGCGUCAGAGGGAGUAUGCAGUGGCGGUAACAGCCACUGACCAGGCCGCUGACCCUCUCAUCGGCAUCUGCCAGCUCAACAUCCUCAUACUGGAUGAGAAUGACAACAGCCCGAAGUUUGAGAACCUGCGCUAUGAGUACUUCUUGCGAGAGGACACCAUGAUUGGCACCAGUUUCCUGCGAGUGGCCGCGCAUGAUGAUGACUACAGCACCAAUGCUGCCAUCACUUACUCCAUGUCGAAAGAGCAGCCCGAAUACUUGCGGGUCAACCCUGUGACAGGCUGGGUUUACGUCAACCAGCCCAUUUCGCAGAGGACCUACAUUACCAGAGAAAUCAUAGCCACGGAUGGAGGGAACCGGAGCAGCUCGGUGGAGCUGGCCGUCACCAUCACUAAUGUAAAAAACCAGCCGCCUCAGUGGGAGAAGGACAGCUAUGAAGUGGUCAUUCCAGAAAACACCGUCAGAGACACGCCUAUAGUGACAGUCAAAGCCACCUCUCCGCUGGGUGACCCCAGAGUGACCUAUAACCUGGAGGACGGCAUGGUCCCAGAGACGAACAUGCCUGUGCGUUUCUACCUGACGCCCAACCGCGAGGACGGCUCAGCGUCCAUCCUGGUGGCUGAGCCGCUAGACUACGAGACCACCCGCAACUUCAUGCUCAGGGUCCGCGCUCAGAACGUAGCAGCUGUGCCUUUAGCUGCUUUUACCACUGUGUAUGUCAACCUCACAGAUGUGAACGACAACGUCCCGUUCUUCACCUCUUCCAUUUAUGAGGCUUCGGUGACGGAGGGGGCAGAGAUUGGCACUCUAGUUCUCCAAGUGUCAGCCAAUGACCUCGAUCUGGGGUUAAAUGGAAAGAUCUCGUACUCUUUGCUGAAUGACCGCAGUGGAGACUAUCAGUUCUUUCGUAUUGAUCCUGAACUGGGCUCCAUUUACACCGAAGCCGUAUUUGACCGGGAGACGAAAGGAUCAUACCUGCUGGAGGUGAAGUCCAUGGACGGCUGGGAGUCUGCCAGGCCAGGCCGGCACGGGCAGCCCAACUCAGAUACGGCGUACGUGCGGAUUUUCAUCAGCGACGUGAACGAUAACAAGCCGGUCUUUGCGCAGACGGUGUAUGAAGUCGACGUGGAUGAAGACGCAGACGUGGGCUCCACCAUCCUCACCGUCAGCGCUAAUGACGAAGACGAAGGUGCCAACGCUAAGUUGCGCUACCAGAUCACGUCAGGCAACACGGGCGGUGUUUUUGACGUGGAGCCGGAGGUGGGGACCAUUUUCGUCGCCCAGCCGCUGGACUAUGAGCAGACUAAACGCUACAAGCUUCAUGUUCUGGCCUCAGAUGGGAAGUGGGAAGACUACACUGCUGUGGUGGUCAAUGUGGUGAAUAAGAAUGAUGAGGCACCAGUGUUCUCGGUCAAUGAGUACUAUGGCAGCGUGACGGAGGAGCUGGACGGUUCUCCGGUGUUCGUACUGCAGGUAACAGCCUCUGACCCAGAUAAGGAUGCUGACCAGGAAGCCCUACGCUACUCUCUGCAUGGUCAGGGAGCUGAGAGCGAGUUCAUCAUCGACGAGGUGACAGGGAAGAUCUAUGCCCAGAGGACUUUGGAUCGAGAAGCACGGGCGGUCUGGCGUUUUGUGGUCUUAGCCACGGAUGAGGGCGGCGAGGGGCUGACUGGAUUCACAGACGUCAUCAUCAGCGUAUGGGACAUUAAUGACAAUGCACCUGUCUUUGCCUGUGCUCCAGACAGUUGUCAUGGAGAUGUGGCAGAAAAUUCCCCUCCUGGCACAUCUGUAAUGGAGAUGACUGCCACUGACUUGGAUGAUGCGGCCGUAGGACAGAACGCUGUUCUGGCCUAUAGGAUUCUAGGUAAUGCUGCCCUCAAUGGAGGCAACAGUGGAGUGGAUAUGUUCACCAUCAACCCGGCCACAGGAACUGUCUCUGUGGCCAUGGCUGGACUUGACCGGGAACAGACAGAGUCAUAUAUAUUGGUGGUGGAAGCCAGGGAUGGAGGUGGCAUGACUGGAACAGCGACUGCCACCAUCCACGUGAAGGAUGUUAAUGACCAUGCCCCUCGUUUCUUGGACCGUUCUUGUUCAGCAAGGAUACCUGAGAGCAGUGAGCAAAAUGCAGCUGUGCUUGAGCUGGCUGCUGAGGAUGCAGAUGCUGGGGAGAAUGGUCAGUUGACUUUUAGUAUAGUGGCUGGAGAUCCAGAACAGAAGUUCUACAUGGUGAGCCACCGGCAAGAGCAGCGAGGAACCUUGCGCCUCAAGAAGCGUCUGGAUUAUGAAAGGCCAGGGGAGCAGAGGUUCAAUCUGACCAUUAAAGUGGAGGACCUGGACUACUCCAGCUUGCUACACUGCACCUUAGAGAUAGAAGACUGCAAUGACCAUGCUCCAGUCUUCAUCCCUCACUUCCUGCAGCUCCCAGCCCUCAGAGAGGAUGUCCCAGUUGGCACCAGUGUGGCCAUGGUGGCCGCAAGUGACUCAGACUCAGGAUUGAACCGGGAGAUUACCUAUAGCAUAGCUGCAGAAUCUGACCCACACAGCUUGUUCUCGGUGGAUCAGAGUGGCCUGGUCACUGUGGCUAGUCAGCUGGACCGGGAGAAGGCCGCCCAGCAUCACCUGGUCAUCCUAGCAACUGAUCACGGAACUCCACCACUGACUGGCACCGCCACUAUCCAGUUGUCCCUGCUGGACGUGAAUGACAAUGGACCAGAGUUUGAGGCCGCCUACUCUCCAGUGGUCUGGGAGAAUGUUCCAGGACCUCAGGUGGUCCGGCUCAACACAAGCUCCACAUUACUCAGAGCGAUUGACCGAGACUCUGUGGAGAACGGGUCACCAUUCACUUUCUCUGUCCCUCUUGAGUACCGUUACAGCAGUGACUUUCACUUGCAGGAUAAUGAAAAUGACACUGCCACCAUUAUGGCACUCAGGGCCUUUGACCGGGAGAGACAGAAGGAGUUCCUGCUGCCGGUCAUCAUGACAGAUAGUGGAAAACCACCCAAAACAGUUACCAGCACGCUCACCAUCACCAUUGGUGACAAGAAUGACCAUGCACACCUUGCUGGAGAGAAGAAAAUAUACAUCAACAGUCACAGAGGCAGGAUGCCAACGACUGUGUUAGGAAAAGUCUACGCUCCUGAUCCUGAUGACUGGGACAACAAAACAUACGCCUUUGAGGGACAUGUUCCUAAUUACUUCAUCCUAAACAAGCGGACAGGUUUUCUGGUCAUAAAGGAGAGCGCUCCACCUGGGACCUACGAGUUCCAGGUGCGCGUGUCAGAUGGGGAAUGGCCAGAUGUUGUGUCUAGUGUGAUUGUGAAAGUACGAGAGCUACGUGACGACGUCAUCUAUAACUCUGCCUCCCUUCGUCUCGCAGACAUCACUGCUAAGGAGUUCAUGGAGCGGCGAGGGGGCUUAAGGAGCAGAUACGAGCUUCUGGGGGACUUCCUGUCUGAGAUGCUCUCCGUAGGCCCAGACGACAUUAACAUCUUCAGCCUCAUGGAAGUACGGGACAGAAUUGUGGAUGUGCGCUUCUCCGUGCACAGUUCCCCCUUCUUGCGCGCCGAGAGGCUGCAUGGGUACCUUGCCGCGCAUAAACAGAAGCUGCAGUCCUUCCUGCAGGUGAACGUUACGCAGGUGCAUAUAGAUGAGUGUGCAGCUGCAGACUGCGGGGGAGGGGGCGGCUGCACUACCCGUCUGAGUGUGAGUGACCGGCCCACGGUCGUGGACUCGGGCAGCAUGGCCUUAGUGUCAGUGACCCUGGAGGCCACCGCUGUGUGCAGCUGCGCCGCCAGAGAGCAUCUCCACCAGGGAUGCUCCACCUACCCCUGGAACCCCUGCCACAACGGAGGAGUGUGUAUGGACACCCAGAGCGGAUACAGAUGUCAGUGCCCAGCUCAGUUCGAGGGACCUGAAUGCCAACAGACCAAGCACAGUUUCCAUGGCAACGGCUAUGCUUGGUUUCCCCCAAUAAGACCGUGUUUUGAGAGCCACCUCUCGCUGGAGUUCAUCACAGAGGUGGCAGAUGGCCUGCUGCUCUACAGUGGACCCCUGGCCCAGCUGCAGCCCUGGGAGCCUGAGGACUUCAUGGCUAUAGAGCUGAUCGACGGUACUCCCACCCUGAAGAUAAACCACGGCUCGGGCACUCUGGUCCUGCAGUUGCCGGGCAACGUGAAUGUGGCGGACAGACGGUGGCACAGACUGGACGUGAGGAGCAACAGCAAGGAUGUACGUUUCACCCUGGAUCGCUGUGCAGGAGCCACAGUUAUGGAAAUGGAAGGCGUGGGCAGCUGGCUGACCACUGAGGACCACACGUCCUGUGAGGUGACUGGGGUCACGCCAAAUCUGGAUAGGCAUUUGAAUGUGACCCAGGUGCUCCAGCUGGGAGGGGUCAACGAGAACCUGCCCUACAUCUACCCCCAGCUCCAGCACAAGCACUUCACCGGCUGCAUCCGCAACCUCGUCGUAGACAGCAAGCUGUACGAUCUGGGCUCUCCAGCUGAUUCCUUCAGCAGUAGCCCUGGCUGCUUGAUGACGGACAGCAGCUGCAUGAACAUGGGCUUUCCCUCUUGCGGCACCAGGGGCCGUUGCCACGGUGAAUGGGGCUCCUUCAGCUGCCAGUGCAUGGCCGGGUACAGCGGGCAUCAGUGUGAACAGGAGGUACCGGAGUAUUCUUUUGACGGUCGGAGUCAUGUGCAGUACCAGCUCUCCGGCCCACUCCCAGCCAGACACAUGCAGGUCCAGGUUCUGAUCCGAACCCGAAAACACAGCAGCUCCAUCCUCAGCCUGCUGUCAGCCCAACAGAGCGAAUACCUCAGACUGGAGAUCUUUCAGGGUUUGUUAGCUGUCUUCUAUAACCUUGGUGAUGGAGACUUCAACCUGACCAUGCCCUCUCAUCGCCUGGAUAAUGGCGAGUGGCAUGAAGUGUACCUUGAUCGCCAUGACAACGAGAUGACCCUGCGGGUGGACGGUGGUGGUGGGCGACGGGAGGUCAUAGGCUCACCGGGGCGGAGCCGUGAGAUCGUCAUUGACCCUUCCGUGGUCAUGCUGGGAAAUUCUUUCCCCACUGGACACAAUAAGAGCUUUCAAGGCUGUAUGAGGGACCUGAGGCUGAAUGGCCGCUAUGUGCCACUGGACGGUCAGCCUAAAGAGGGCGUGUCAGUGUUCAGCUCUCAGGGAGUCACUCUGGGCUGCUCUUCAGAUUCCUGCAGGAGGAACCAGUGCACUCCUCCAUUCACCUGCGUCGACCUGUGGAGGAUCCAUGAGUGCAGGUGUCCUCCGGGUCACAUGGUGAAGGCCAACGCCACAGGCAAGUUCUGUGUGUACACGCUAUGUGCCAGCCGCCCGUGCCACAGGGGCACUUGCGUGGCCCAAUCGCCCUCCAAAUUCACGUGCCACUGCCCGGAGGGCUACCGCGGCCGGCACUGCGAGGUCACGCUGGCCAUCUACCGCGACGACGUGGGCCUCAGCUUCAGCUCGCUGUUUGCCAUAUGCAUCUGCUUCAUGGCGCUGCUAGUUCUCCUGCUGGGGAUUUUCCUGUACACACGCUGGCGGAGCUACAAGGGCCUAAAGGAGGGGGUGUACCACGUCUCCGCUCACCACGAUGGCUGGGAGGACAUCCGGGAGAAUGUGCUCAACUACGACGAAGAAGGAGGUGGAGAGGAGGACCAGAAUGCCUACGACAUGGCGGAACUCCAAAAGUCUCUGCAGCCCAGCCCGGCCCAGUCUGUGCAGUACGGCCGCUCGCGGGCUCUUCAUCAUCACCCUCCGGCUCAGCAGCAGCAGCAGCACCACCACCUCCACCAGUCGGAUCCCCCAUCCCGGGCCUUGACUGCGACCAGCUCCUCGUCCAUGUCAUCCAGCACCACUACCACCACCACCCUGCGUCGGGACGUCCCACCAACCCGUACCCCGGCCCAGGGUCAGUGCGCCGGUCCCGGGACCAGCCGGGCUGCCCAGCUGUCCCGCAAGAGCCUGUCCUUCUCUAGCCAGGACCUGGCACGCUACCUGUGUGAGAUCAUCCGGGACGCCGACCAGCACCCGGAGACAGCACCCUUCGACUCCCUCCAAGUUUUCUCCACGGAGGGUGGAGGGUCACUGGCCGGUUCACUGAGCUCCUUCAGCUCGUCCGGCCUGGAGGACAGCACUACCACCAGCACCCAUGACUGUCUGAAGGAAUGGGGGCCGCGCUUCGAAAAGCUCAAAGCACUUUACGAGAGGGCAGAGGCUAGUGACCUCUGAAGGAAUGGAGGGGAACUGCUCUCUUCACAGCAAGAAAAACCUUGAAGGACUUUUUCUGGAAAACUUGAGCCUCAAGGACAGAUCCGGAAUCAAAUUUAUAAAAACCAGAGAGGGGCCUGCUUUGCUUUCUGUCCUUGUCUGGGAUUGUGAAUCUUUACAAAACGUUUCUCCCGAGGACUGAAGGAUAAGAGACAGGCUGGCAUAGCUGGCGACUAUCAAUGAGCUGCAAAUGGGAAGUGCCAGUCAAAAAGAAACGAGCAUUUGUACAUGGCACUUCUGGAUUCUGCGGAAACCUUCACAGCAUUGACUUGUGGAUGACAAUGAUGGGAAUGGAAGCCGUUCGUUAGCUUUGUGACUUGUUGGAGGAGGAGGGCCGUCCUUGUUCUUUCCUGAUAUGCUGUCCUGUAUGUCUGUAUUCUGUAAGUGUUUUUGAUUGAAAGGGGAACGUGCUUGGACGUCCGGGAUGGGAAGGGUUUUUCUGUGGCCUUCGCUGGUUUGCUUUUCUAAAUCUGUUUGCUACCUGUGCUGUCUCAAGUGGCCCACUGUGUUCAUCAGUUACACCUCCGAACUCAGUUGCAGCUGAUUGUUCUUUUUAUUCACACCACUCUCUUCAUAAAUUUUCACAUGGAUAAAUGGGAGGAAGGAGUGACUGUGAAAAAAAAUGAGAGGACGUGUUAGAAGCACUAAAGAAAACGAGGCAGAGAGCGGCCUUAUUGUUCAGCCUUUACCAAGACGUUCCUUGGGAAUACAAAUCGUGUCCCCCUCUCUCUUUCUCUCCAGCCCAAAAAGGGAGAGACGGACUAGUUGGAAUACAAAUGUGUCUGGGACACACGAGGCGGAAGGCCAAGGUGGAGCAGUCUGAAGGACACUAUAGAGGCUCUCUGCAAUCGAGUAGUCCAUUGCAGAGCUUUCUAAGUCAAUGGUAUAUAUGGCACACAUUCAGACUGGGUGAGACUAAGCUAAAGUAAUGAAAGAACGGGAAUGUGCAUGUAGUUUGUUUGUACGAGAUCCAAUCAAGUUACUGAGCAGCGCUAGGCCGUAUUUGAGUACAGGCGUUGGUCACUGUGGUUGGAGCUUAGUGCCGAGGUUCCACUCCAUUUUGCUCCCUUUAGAGAGCAUUAUGUCCUUAACAAAACCCGCUUACUCUACCGCAGAGCACCAUGGCAUUUCUUCUGCUGCCAAAAAAAGAGAAGAAAAAGAAUUUGAAAGCGAGCGUUUUUCCCCUCCAAUCGCAUUACGCGCCCCUGCCGAGAAACCUGAUGAACCUCAGCGGCGAGGUGAAUUCAGGCCAGAACAUUCGGAAGUCAGUGUAUGUAUUGAACCCUUGGUCCCUGACACUAAAGCACCUCAACAUGUCCCAUUUUAAUGGGCUCGCGUGGCAUCGGCAUGAAGCAGCACGGGGCGAGGGGGCCACAAAGGUUCUCCGUGCCGCUUUCUCCCUCGCUUCAAAUGGAAUACAGAACAGUGAUGUGGCCUCCCCCUGCGAGGCCUCAAACGCCAACCUUGUAUGCUAUGCAUUCCGAGGUAGUGUUUGUGCCCCCUCCCUCCAUCGUUUCUUAUUUUCAGUGGUUUUUGUUGCACGGUGCCGUAUGUGGAGCGUGACAGUCCAGCUGCAGAGAGUAGGAGUGCGUUAAAAGACAUCAGAGAGCUAAUCCUAAUGUGAACUGAUUGCUCGCUGUCAUGCUGUGAACCAAAGGAUCAUGGGAGUUGGAGAAGUCGACAGAAGAGUCGUCACUCUUAUUACGGAUCUCAAAAGUGCCAAUUUUUCCAAAGGCAGCAACACGAGUAUAAAAUAAGCUUUUCAAGUUGAGGCUAGGAAAUGGUUCUGCUAGCGCUGUGCUCGCUAUUUCACGCACAAGAUAAAGGAUCCAAGAGGAUUGGAGUUCCGAUUUAUCCUCGUAACGCGAUUGAAAAGGAUAAAUAGUAAACAGAAGGGAAAAUAGUGAUCAAUGAGAGACAUAAAGGGGUCUGUUUCCAAUUCCCAGGGGUUCCUAUCAUGCCAGGCAGACCAGUGCCACCUUCAUUUCAAAUGAAAGGCCCACUUUUUAAUUUGUGUGAUGAAUAUAUAGUACUGCAUAUUGUGAAAUAAUGUUUUUACCUCAUUUGUACAUAUUGAACAGAAGUUAUGCUUUUCAGAAUGAAAUAUCAGAUCCCUUUUGAGAAAUAUCGAACUCUGCUUCUGCCGUUGAACGUGAGCUUCUUUUUCCCCUCUUUUCUUUUUUCUUUUGCCAUAUUCCUUUCGGUCGGUGAAAAUAUCUUGUUGUUUUGUAUUUGCAUCAUUUGACAUGUUUGCUUUAUUUUCUUUCUCAAUGAAUAAAAAGUUAUUUACUACUA
This is a messenger RNA of Colossoma macropomum (tambaqui), 11079 nucleotides long. Its product is annotated as neural-cadherin. The coding region runs from base 1 to 8745 and encodes 2914 amino acids. Gene Ontology annotation, molecular function: calcium ion binding. Lineage: Eukaryota; Metazoa; Chordata; Actinopteri; Characiformes; Serrasalmidae. Gene Ontology annotation, cellular component: plasma membrane; cell-cell junction. Gene Ontology annotation, biological process: homophilic cell-cell adhesion. The record is from RefSeq and is a predicted model, not a curated record. The transcript is spliced from 33 exons.